Molecule: messenger RNA, 2736 nt
Organism: Lytechinus variegatus (green sea urchin)
Lineage: Eukaryota; Metazoa; Echinodermata; Echinoidea; Temnopleuroida; Toxopneustidae
Gene: rad52
Exons: 12
Coding region: 43-1827 (594 amino acids)
Biological process (GO): double-strand break repair via homologous recombination; double-strand break repair via single-strand annealing; mitotic recombination
Cellular component (GO): nucleus
Source: RefSeq, a predicted model, not a curated record
CGGCCUAUUCAAAAUCAAAUUUUGUAAUUUCGGAAAACAGAGAUGGAGCGUGAUAAACAAGAUCACUUGGCCAUUUCUUCAGACAAAUCUCAAAGUGCGAACUGCAUUAGGGGCACAGAUAGAAGUGGAUCAGUUUCAAAAUUAUUCGGCUUUGGAAAGACAGAAUAUUCGAAGGAGGAACAUUGGGCAAUUCAAGCAGCUUUAAGGCAGCGUCUUGGACCAGAGUUUGUCAGUCAGAGAGCUGGUGCUGGUGGACAAAAGUUGGCCUAUAUUGAAGGAUGGCGUUUAAUCAACUUGGCUAAUGAGACGUUUGGCUUUAAUGGAUGGUCCCAUUCUAUUACAAAUCAGACAAUUGAUUUUGUAGAUCAUGUUGGAGGAAGAUUCUACGUGGGUGUGAGUGCUAUUAUUAGAGUAGAGCUCAAGGAUGGGGUCUAUCAUGAAGACAUAGGCUAUGGAGUUAGCGAAGGAAUGAAAUCAAAGGCUUUGGCAUUGGAGAAAGCUCGUAAAGAAGCUGUUACCGAUGGGCUCAAGAGAUCUCUCAAGAGCUUUGGGAAUUGCCUAGGGAAUUGUCUGAAUGACAAAACAUAUCUCCGAUCAAUCGGGAAGGCACCAAAAAUGCAAGAAACGCUUCACGACAUUGUGACAAUGAAGAGGACAGACAUAGACAGCAAUGUACUGAAGGCACGCUACAAACAACCCACCGACUCUUCACCAUCAAAUCACACGCUCUGUGCCCAAGGUGGCGCAAGCGGUGGUCAGUUCACCCCUCCCAUGCCCGUCCAUCAGCAAUCGAGAACCUCAAGGCCCGUUUCCACAUUGGUGAGUCCAUCGAGUGCUGAUAAUCUCGGUGGUGGCAGUGUGAACAGGACCCCUUCCGGUGCAGGGAUUCCCCCUACAGGUCUGGGGAAUCCCCCUAGUUCAUCAGUGAUGAGUCGGAAGGCUGGUAACCAGGCAGGAAGCCCGGGAGUGGGGGCAGCUGGAGGCAUGGAGACCCCUAAACACGACGGGAGAAAGGCCAACUUGCAGCAGUCGGUGGAUGCCUCUCCAAUGUGCGUGCUGACUGAUGUCAUUAUGAAUGACAAGAAGUCCGCUCCAGAGACAGGUGGCUCCAAUACAGAUGACCAGCUGAGACUUAGAAAGCUGAGACAACAACAGAAGCAACAAGAAUUCAGGGAGCAGAUGAAACGCAAACAGCAGCAGGGCCAACAGACAUCCAUAGGAACUUCAAAAAAUGUCAUGCAGCAAAGUGAGAAGGAUGUUGCACCCAUCCUAGAAAUCGAUGACAUGCCAUUCCCUCUUGCCACAUCAACCCCACUUGACACAGUGAUUCUUGGAGGCCAGUCUUCUUCCACAACCACCACCACCACUACAACACCUGUUACGGGAACCGUUACAAGUGCCUCUGCUUCGGCUGCUGCUGCCCAACUGUUGGGUGAUGAUGAGAAUUUAUUAGCCGAAGAUGAUCCAGACUUCUGGGCCUCCCAGUGCUUCCUCGAUGCUGCCGAAGCCAUCCCGGUGGGACAGACCAACGCCAACAGCUCCAGCACCACCACCAUCCAGCAGCAACCCACUGGACCAGGGAGGGGGUGUGGCCUUGGACCGGGUCAGCAAAAAGGCCAUGGUGUCUUCCAGCAUUCCAAGGGGAUUCCCCAACAUUCUAAGGGUAUUCCCCCGCAGCAGCAGCACCACAACCUCGGGGGUGGAGGCGGUCUAGGAAAAGAGAACGCCUCUGGGGGACGGGUGGUUACCAGGUCCGGAGGCAACAGGCAGUACGGUGGAGAUGGUGGAGCUGCAGCAAUGAAAAGAAGAAAAAUGGAUACCAUGUAAGGAGAAACUACACCAUACUUCAGCAAGGGAAAGUGUUGAUCAAAGUUGAAAUUACACUUAUAUUUAUGCACAACAUUCCAUAAUGACAUGAACAUGAUUUUAUUCUUACCUCAUUAUACCGAAGAUUGGUUUCCAGACAAAAGACAUUAUACAUAAGUGCUUAUCAGGGUCCUACUUCCAAGGACUUGCUAUAAUGAACAGUUUUUAUAACAAGCUUAUUAUCAGUCAAUCAAAUUGAAUGUCAAUAACUUCAGACCGUUUGAAAAUUUGUUAUUAAGACAAAUUUUAUGAAACCAUUCCUAUAUGUAAAUAAUGGUAUUGAUUAAUAAUUAUUGAUUUCCUCUACCUUUUUAAGAAUAUUUUUCCAUAGGAAAAGGUGACAUUGGUAGACUGACUUAUUGUGCAAUGUUUGUGAUUUCCCCAUCUGUUUGAGUGCAUGCAGAUUGCUUGACAAACCAUGACAGUAUAAAAUCAAGAACAUUUGCCAGCACUGGUAUUGCCAAGCACAUAUAUAGAUCCAGAGUUAUUUUUUCAAAAGUGGAGUGUUGUUGGACUAAAAGGAGUCAUAAUCAUAUGUACAUGAUGCUUAAUUGGCAUAUUUCCAAAGAUUUACUCAUUUUGAUGUGAUCACUUUAAUCUUUCAUGUGUAAGUGUCAUGGUCUGGUGUUUAGACUCUUGCCUUCAAUCAAGUGGUCAUGGGUAAGUCUGCAAGCAGAGACUCAUAUUUGGCACUUGAACCAAAACCAUUUCUAGAGUGAAGACUAGACUCCAAACUCUUCUUGUCUGUGUCCUUGCUAGAGCCAGACACAGUCUCACUGAAACUAGUCUCGCUACUUCAGACUUUGCAUAAUGCAGAAUUGCAAAAACCAGGGUUUGUGCCUUGCAGACUAGCCAUUGGUUUUGAUUUCC